This is a messenger RNA of Trypanosoma conorhini, 1029 nucleotides long. RefSeq lists its product as uncharacterized. The transcript has a single exon. The record is from RefSeq and is a predicted model, not a curated record. Lineage: Eukaryota; Euglenozoa; Kinetoplastea; Trypanosomatida; Trypanosomatidae. Bases 1 to 1029 code for a protein of 342 amino acids.
AUGACGACGUUGUCGCUUGCCGAGGCCUGGGGCGACGGCGGUGAGAAGCUGCAGGGGCAGCUGCCCCAACGCCAGCGAAACAUUUGGGGGCGUCUUGUUAUUGCGGAGGUGCCGUACCCCGUCAUUGCGGCGGACGAUGUCGUGAUUUGUCUGUAUGCCAACCGUCUUUUGUUUCGUGUGUCCUCCUCGGCGUUUACCGUCACCGUCUUCCUGCGGGACAUUAUUCGCAUCGUCAGCUUCAUGGAGCGGGGCAGCAUUGAAAUGGAGGUUGCCCGUGCGAAUGGAGGCCACCGGGCGUACAUUGUCAUCCUGCGGGAAGUGGAUGCAGCCCUCAUGCUCUACGACGUGCUUCUCUCGCUGCUGCCGCCGCACGUGAAGGACAGCUCGGUUGGCCUCCCCCCCUCGCAGCCGGCGUACGCGACCGACUACCCCUUUGCCCUCAUGUCGCCAAGCAUGAUGGCGGCUUCCGGCUUCUACGAGCUUUACCCGCGCACUGGCGCGGCAAUGCAUGCGACCGCCCUGAAAGAGGAGGAGGUUUCAACGCGGCUCUUCCCUCCCUCCGGGACGCAGCCCCUGCAGAUCUCCUCUGGGCGUUUGUCGUCUUCGUCGUUGUCGGCGCCCGCGGCUGCAGCAGCGACAUCAACCGCCCAAGCACGGCAGCGAGAGCGGCAAUCAGAGUUGCGAGAGACGUCCCAGAACGACGGCGGCACCCCACUGCUUCUUGGCGCCUAUUCAGUAGGCGUCGAGGCAGUUGCGAAGAAUGAAGAAGCCGCGGUGGACGCUGUGGAUGAAAAUAAUCCACUGGAUGACCCGCACCUCCCAGCGUACCAUGCUGGGAGUGAGCUGCGGCCAUGCGCUGAGGGCAAUGCGGGGGAUAUGAGGGCAGCUGCAACUGUCGCUGCCGCUGCCACGUCGCUGUCGUGGGGCAACCGAGAGGCAACGGACACCCUCGCGCCCAUUCCGCGUGGUUCCAACGUCAGUGUCCAUGGCCGUGCCACGCUGGGGCCCCUCUGCAGUAUCUGCCAAUGA